AUGGGGAAGGCAAAACCAACCUCUGCUGCUCCUAAAUCUGCCAGACCAGUGGCUAGGAAGAGUGUUCCAACACCUCCAGCUCAAAACAUCACAUCUGCUGAUCUGAUCCGCGACAAUCUUCUGGCCAAGUCAACUCAAAAGUCUUAUGCCUCUGCUGUGUCAGGUGUGCAGGAAUGGCUCAAGGAGACGAUGGAAGAGUACACUGCUAGGAGGGGGAAUGACAUUAGUGCUUGUCUUGUCCCCCUUUUUUGUCAUCCUCUUGCUGUGGUGUCUUUUGCCAAGCCAACUGAAGUGACAGUGCCACUCCUAUCCGAGUAUAUCACCCACCUGGUCACUGUCCAGAAACGAUCUUCCAGCCUGGUAGGAGUAACCUAUUCAGCAUUCAAGAGGCAUUUUACUUCCCAGGGGAAGAGUGGGUAUUGGAAACCAAGUCCAAUACCUGAUGAGUGUGAGGGGAACCCUUGUGAGGCUCAAGUCAUACAUGAUCUGGUUAAUGCUAUCAAGAACAAGCACAAGGUUGAAGGCCGGGUUCACAACCAUGCCCGAGCUAUUUGGAUUGAGGAUAUCAAGAAGUUGCAGGGUGUGACAGCAUCAAGAGUGCCAGUUGUGCUGUUUCAACGGGCUCUUACCACAGUCGAUUCACUUGAUGUUGCCCAAAGGGAUGCUGUUCGUGAUCACUUGAUGUUCUCUGCAAUUUCGUCUCUUGGUUGGGCCCUGUGGACAAGGAAUGAAGAGCUCACCAGUAUCCAAAUCCAACAUCUGGAUUGGUAUCACCAAGAAGCACACCAUGACCUGCCACACCUACAGGUUACACUUGAGAAUCGCAAGGGUUGGCAGAAGCGGCUUGACUCAGGUAGCUCAGGGAAUACAACCUGUGGUCAUGCAUACAAUCUAUACCCAUUCCCCUUUGAUGACUAUGGCACUUUUCGUGACCCACACAAGAUGCCUGAGGUGGAUGCAUACAGACAUGUUUGCAACUGGAUUACAUUCCUGCAGCUUCAGUACCAUGGUGGAAAAGUCCUGGCUCCCAACUUUCCCCUCUUUCCCUCAUUCAACCUCCAUAACAUUCGCUGGGGUUCAACAUUCUCUACAGCUAGUGUCUGUCAAAAACCCGGAUCGAAGGGGGUAAAUGCUGAACUGAAGCUUCUCAGGGAGCCCAGUUCUGCUGGGUGGUACAAGAGGCUCUAA
Cantharellus anzutake is the source of this 1188-nucleotide messenger RNA. RefSeq lists its product as uncharacterized. Lineage: Eukaryota; Fungi; Basidiomycota; Agaricomycetes; Cantharellales; Hydnaceae. The transcript is spliced from 5 exons. The record is from RefSeq and is a predicted model, not a curated record. Bases 1 to 1188 code for a protein of 395 amino acids.